AUGAAGCAGCGCUUCUCUAGUCUGGACGUAAAGUGUAUCGCCCACGAGCUUUCCAACAGCCUCACCACCCUCCGCCUCGCGAAUGUCUACGACCUUUCGACGCGUAUAUUUCUGCUCAAGUUCCAGAAGCCAGAGCAUCGCGAACAACUCCUAGUCGACUCCGGCUUUCGCUGUCAUCUCACCAAGUUUGCACGAGCCACAGCGGCAGCGCCGUCGCCAUUCGUCGCUCGAUUACGAAAGUUCCUCAAAACCAGGAGAUGCACUGCUGUCAAGCAAAUCGGCACUGAUCGAGUCAUUGAGCUCCAGUUCUCAGACGGCGCAUACCGUCUUUUCCUCGAGUUCUAUGCCGGUGGCAAUAUUGUGCUCACCGACAAUGAGCUCACAAUUCUUGCUCUCCUACGCAGUGUCAGUGAGGGUGCGGAGCACGAGCAGUAUCGACAAGGGUUGAAGUACAAUUUGUCACUGCGGCAGAACCAUGAAGGAGUCCCGUCACUCACGAAAGAAUGGCUGAAGGAAAGCUUGCAGAAGACUGUAGAGAAGCAGCAGGCUGAGGCGCAGAAGCCUGGUAAAAAGAUCAAGAAGAAGGCGGGAGAUCCGCUGAGGAAAGCAUUGGCUGUGACCACGACGCAGUUCCCGCCUGUCCUGCUUGAUCACGCUCUGCAUGUCUCUGGAGUAGAUCGAGAGCUUCAGCCAGAGAGGGUGCUGGAACACGAUGAACUGCUGGAAAAGGUGUUGCAGGCUCUCAAGCAAGCGGAGAGUGUGGUGGCAGAAAUCACUAGUCAGCCUGUGGCGAAGGGCUACAUACUGGGUAAGAGGAAACAAAGUAGCAAGCAAGAAGACACAGAUGGGACGGCGGACGAGGGCAAGGAUGUCAUGUACGAGCACUUUCAUCCUUUCAAGCCUGCUCAGCUGGCCGAAGACCAAUCCUUCGUGUUCCUUGAGUAUGAUGGCUUCAACGUGGCAGUCGAUGAGUUCUUCUCCUCGAUCGAAGGACAGAAGCUGGAAUCGCGACUUCAGGAGCGUGAGGACAACGCCAAGAAGCGUAUCGAGCAUGCACGCAAAGAGCAGGAGCAGCGCAUCGAGGGCUUGCAGCAAGUCCAAGAACUUCACGUUCGCAAGGCUCAAGCAAUAGAGGCAAAUGUCGAGCGAGUUGAGGAGGCGACUGCUGCUGUCAAUGGCCUCAUUGCGCAAGGCAUGGACUGGGCCGAUAUUGGCAGCCUGAUCGAGAAUGAACAGGCUCGGCAUAACCCUGUGGCUGAGCUGAUCAAGCUACCCCUCAAGUUGCAUGAGAAUACAAUCACGCUGCUGUUGUCCGAGAUUGGUCGGGAUGCAGAUGAGGAAAUGGACGUCACGGAUAGUGAGCCUUCAGACAGCGAAGAUGGAGAUGCAGAAACGGCACCUGCUCGCGCCGAGGACAAGCGUCUCACCGUUGACAUUGAUCUGGCCGCCUCUGCUUGGAGCAAUGCUCGCCAGUACUACGACCAGAAGAGAACAGCUGCAUCGAAGCAGGAGAGGACGGAGGCCGCCUCCAAAAAAGCGCUGAAGUCCACCGAGCAGAACGUAAUGGCGAAACUGAAGAAAGAUCUGAAGCAAGAGAAAGACGUCUUGAGACCUGUGCGCAAGCAAUUCUGGUUCGAGAAGUUUAUCUACUUCAUAUCCUCUGACGGCUAUCUGGUUCUAGCUGGCAGGGAUGAUCUGCAGAACGAAAUGCUCUACAGACGGCACCUAAGGAAGGGCGACGUCUACGUGCAUGCAGACCUUAACGGUGCCUCGAGCGUCGUUAUCAAGAACAGCCCGCACACUCCAUGUGCUCCCAUUCCACCUUCAACUCUAGCGCAAGCUGGCGAUCUUGUGGUGUGCAGGAGUAGUGCAUGGGACAGUAAAGCAGUCAUGUCAGCUUGGUGGGUGAAUGCGGAGCAGGUGUCAAAGACUGCAGAUACCGGCGAGUAUCUUGCAGUCGGCAGUUUCAUCAUUCGUGGGAAGAAGAACUUCUUGCCACCAGCCCGGCUACUUCUUGGCUUUGGUGUCAUGUUUCAAAUCAGCGAAGAAAGCAAAGCUCGGCAUGUUAAACACCGCUUGCUUCGACAGGACAGCUACCAAGCGACGCCGGAUCUCACAGAUGCUGAGACGAUCGCGGAGUCAUCGGCUGCAGGCGAGCCUUCUGACGAUGGCAGUGACGAUGACUUCCCAGACGCGCCACCUGCGCCGCGUAUCGAAGAUGAGGAUGACGGGUUCCCAGAUCGGACAUACGGCACGCCGGACUAUAAUGAUGAUGAGGAAGAACACUCGCGCAGUCAACGAAAUCCUUUACAAUCAAGCGCUUUUGACGCUCAUGACAACGACGACCAUGAAGAUGAAGACGGUGACGACGAAAAGGAUGAGGAAACUGGGUCUGUCGAAGGCAGCACGAAUGGCGCGGAGCUUGGUCGAGAAGACACGGAGAGCACGGUCACUCCCGCAGACCAAGAGGAACAACCAGAAACAUCCGCGCCGCUCUCGAACAAGGAGCGCAAAGCGCUUGCCAAGUUUGAAAAAGACAAGAAACCUCAGCCAUCGCAGAAAGCCAAAGCCAAGCAGAUCAAGGCCUUGGUUCGUGGCAAAAGAGGAAAGGCAAAGAAGCUUGCAGAGAAGUAUGCGGAUCAAGACGAAGAAGAUCGAGAGAUUGCCAUGCGGCUACUUGGGUCUCGCAAAGCUGAGGAAAAACGUGAAGCAGAAGCAGCGGCAAAGGCUGCGAAGACCGAGACAGCAGAGGAGACUCGCGCCCGUCGGAGGGCACAACAUGAAAAGGCUCAGCGCGAAGGUCUGGAGGCCGAAGAGAUGCGGCGGUUGAACCUCGAAGACGGCGCAGACGAUGCGGAUGACGAAGCAGCUCUCACGCAACUCGAUACGCUUAUCGGGCAGCCUCUUGCUGGCGAUGAGAUUCUAGAAGCAAUACCUAUCUGUGCUCCAUGGGCGGCUCUUGGCAGGUUCAAGUACAAGGCUAAAAUGCAACCUGGACAGCAGAAGAAGGGCAAAGCGGUCAGAGAAAUCCUUGGGAAAUGGGCGCGGGAUGCGAGUGACAACAAGAAGCUGGAUGCACAGAGCCGGGACACCGAGAGAAUAUGGCCCAGGGAAGCCGAACUCAUCAAGGCGUGGCGUGAGCCGGAAGUGAUUGGUGUUGUUCCUGUCAAGAGCGUGAGGGUCAUGCUUAGCGGAGCUAAUGCCGACACGAAAGGACGAGGUGGGAAGCCUGGUAGGGCUGGACGAGGAAGUAAAAGAAGAUGA
This is a messenger RNA of Pseudocercospora fijiensis CIRAD86, 3264 nucleotides long. RefSeq lists its product as uncharacterized. The coding region runs from base 1 to 3264 and encodes 1087 amino acids. Gene Ontology annotation, molecular function: ribosomal large subunit binding; tRNA binding. The transcript is spliced from 2 exons. Gene Ontology annotation, biological process: ribosome-associated ubiquitin-dependent protein catabolic process; rescue of stalled cytosolic ribosome. The record is from RefSeq and is a predicted model, not a curated record. Gene Ontology annotation, cellular component: RQC complex. NCBI's taxonomy places the organism in Eukaryota, Fungi, Ascomycota, Dothideomycetes, Mycosphaerellales, Mycosphaerellaceae.